Molecule: messenger RNA, 1112 nt
Organism: Paramecium sonneborni
Lineage: Eukaryota; Ciliophora; Oligohymenophorea; Peniculida; Parameciidae
Source: the annotation of a GenBank genome assembly
UACACGUAAAUGACUGAGGAGAGAAAAGCCUUUGAAAAACAACUAUACCCUCUUUAUAAUUUUUAUCAUAAGCAUAAAGAUGCAAUUCAGCAAAAGGAUGCAAAUUUCAAAUAUCAGAAGAAGAUAUAAAUUUUCAAGGGAGAAGAUUUCAUUAAAUUUACAACAACUUAUUUUGAGGAUAUAAAGAAUCUUCUACCUGAAAAAAAGAAAGAUGCUAUAUCAAUUGCUAAAUAUCUAAAUGAAAAUCGUAUCAUUGUCAAAAUCGACAGACUUGGAGAUGACCCUAAAAAGAAAUGGCCAAGAAAAGUCUUUGACACCAAGGUUUAUAUAUUUAGUCAUAUUCAAAGGACUAAACCUUUACAAAUGAAGGAUUUUAUACAUGGAAUUUAGUAGUCAAGAGCAAAAUGAAUAAUCUCAUUAUGGCAGGCAUUCUACUAUUAGUAUUUCUUGCUUUCCUCUAUCCAAUAUGGCCGUUUGCAUUUAAAUAUGGAGUCUUCAAAGUUACAUUAUAUCUUCUUGUAUUUCUGGUCGCCCUUCAAGUAAUUAGAUUGAUUGUCUAUAUAAUAUCAAGAUUAUUGGGCCAUGGUUUUUGGAUACUCCCAAAUCUAAAUAAUGAUGUAGAUUAUUAUAUUGAUAACUAUAGUCAUAUGGAAUUUUAGGAUCAUUCAAGCCUUUAUAUUCAAAUUAUAGAUAUUCAGAUGGAAAGUUAGAAAUUUCUUUGAGAUUAAUUGGAAUUUUUGCAUUCAUUUUCUUAAUAUAUAUUAUUGUUUAAGAACCUUCAUAUAUAACAGGAUUUUAAGAAGCAAGUGAAUAAACUAUAGAUGAUAUUCUUGAAUGGGGCAAAGAUAAAUUAGAGGGCAAAUAAGUAUAAUUAGAAAUCAUUUUAGGAACCAUCAUUUAGAAGAGCUAUACCAGAUUUGAAUGAAUUGAUCAAAUAAGCAGAAGAAGAUCUUGCUAAUCAUCAAAAGAAUAAUAUUUAGGAUGGUUAAGAUAAUUAAUAAACUUAUGAUUUUAAUAAUGAUAUUUAAGAGGAAUAAAAAAAUCAUUAAGAUAUUUUAUUAGAUAAUGAUCUUAAUGAUCUUCAAUAAAAUGAAUCAUAAACCGAUUUGUGA